AUGGCAGAAGAUAAAUUCGACGCUUCCUUGGACCUUCUUAGAAGGUUGGAUCCUCACUCAAUUGAAAAAAACCUCACCAGCAUAUGCUCCCUAAUUACUGCAUCCAAAUUUUCCGACACUGAAUUGGUGGAGGCGUUAUUAUCCUCCGUUGACGUACCUCUUUCCAUUGCUCAAUGUAAAGACUCCGGAAAAGACUAUUUGUGCUGUGACUACAACAGGGAUGGUGACAGCUAUAGAUCUCCAUGGUCAAACAAAUAUUACCCACAACCUGAAGAUGACGAAGAUCAACCUCCUCCAUACCCUUCUUCGAUCUUGCGACAACUAGAAAUUAAAGCCAAUGAUGCAUUUGAUAUAUACAGGGACUUGUAUUAUGAAGGUGCAGGAGUAUCUAGUGUUUACUUUUGGGACACUGCCGAAGAUGAAGAAGCGGAGGAAGAUUUAUCCAACGGUUUUGCUGGAGUUGUAUUGUUCAAGAAAGAAACCAGUGAUCAAUCAGGUAAAUGGGACUCCAUCCAUGUGUUAGAGGUUGUACCAGAAACAAAGACCAGAUCCACUUAUAAAUUGACUACAUCGGUGAUAUUAGAUUUACAACAUAAAUCUAAAAAUGGAUUGAGUUUGAGUGGAAACUUGACAAGACAAUUGGAAUCUUCCAUAACAGCUGAUAUCAACAAUGGAGUCAAUUUAGAAACUAGCCAUUUAAUUAAUAUUGGAACCUUGAUUGAAAAGGCUGAAUACAACAUUAGAAAUGUUUUACAAGAAGUUUAUUUUGAUAAGUUGAAGGAUAUCAUGUUAAAGGAUUUGAGAUCCAUCAAUGGUGGUAGUAGUAAAGAUAUCAAUGACAACCAAAAGGAUAUAAUCAAAGGUUUGCAGAGUUUAUAA
This is a messenger RNA of Lodderomyces orthopsilosis Co 90-125, 879 nucleotides long. Its product is annotated as F-actin-capping protein subunit beta. Gene Ontology annotation, molecular function: actin filament binding. Gene Ontology annotation, biological process: barbed-end actin filament capping; cell morphogenesis; actin cytoskeleton organization. The coding region runs from base 1 to 879 and encodes 292 amino acids. The record is from RefSeq and is a predicted model, not a curated record. Gene Ontology annotation, cellular component: actin cortical patch; F-actin capping protein complex; cytoplasm. The transcript has a single exon. Lineage: Eukaryota; Fungi; Ascomycota; Pichiomycetes; Serinales; Debaryomycetaceae.